AUGGAGCGCGGCGGUGACACGGCCGUGUGGAGGCUCCGCGCUACUGCCGCACAGCGCGACCGCCGCCAGCCGCCGCCGCGGGAGGACAGCGACCACGGCGCGGGCGGGAAGAAGCGGGGCGGGCGGCGGCCGCUGCUGCCGCUGCCCGAGGCGCGGGGGGCGCCGCUGGUGCUGCUGUACCUGCUGGGGCUGCGGGCGCUGGCGCAGGUGUCGCACCGGCAGCUGCUGAACCGCUCACCCGCCGUCGCCGGGCCCCGCGACUUCAGCGCCUCCCGCGCCAGGGGAUAUCUUGACAACAUUACAGCAAUUGGGCCCAGAACAGUUGGAAGUCCAGAAAAUGAAGUUCUUGCAGUUAACUACCUCUUAGAACAAAUUAGGGGAAUAGAAAGAGAAAGCACGGAUGCUCACAAGAUAUCUGUAGACAUACAGAGGCCUACAGGCUCCUUCAGCAUUGACUUUUUAGGAGGUUUUACUAGUUACUAUGCAAACAUAACCAAUGUGGUAGUGAAGCUGGAACCUCGAAAUGGAGCUGAGCAUGCAGUGUUAUCCAAUUGUCACUUUGAUUCCGUACCAAAUACCCCGGGUGCCAGUGAUGAUGCUGUUAGCUGUGCAGUGAUGCUUGAAAUACUUAACACACUUUCAAAAUCAUCAGAGUCCCUGCAGCAUGCUGUCAUAUUCUUAUUUAAUGGUGCAGAAGAAAAUAUUUUGCAGGCUAGUCAUGGCUUCAUUACACAACAUGAGUGGGCCAAAUCAGUCAGAGCUUUUAUUAACCUGGAGGCAGCAGGUGUAGGAGGAAAAGAACUUGUUUUUCAAACAGGACCUGAGAACCCUUGGUUGGUGCAAGCAUAUGUAGUUGCAGCCAAACAUCCCUUUGCCUCUGUGGUGGCACAGGAAAUAUUUCAGAGUGGCAUUAUCCCAGCAGAUACAGACUUCCGUAUCUACAGGGAUUUUGGCAAUGUUCCAGGAAUAGAUUUGGCUUUUAUUGAAAAUGGCUACAUUUACCAUACAGAAUAUGACACAUCAGACAGAAUUUUGACAGAUUCCAUUCAGAGAGCAGGUGACAAUAUUUUAGCUGUCCUAAAAUACCUAGCUACAUCAGAAAAACUGGCUAAAUCUUUUGAGUAUCGGCAUGGAAAUGUUGUGUUCUUUGAUAUACUUGGUUUAUUUGUCCUGGCUUAUCCUGCUCGUGUUGGCACAAUUAUGAACUAUAUUACAGCAACGGUUGCUUUUUUUUAUUUAAGCAAAAAAGUAUUACAGCCAAAACCCAGAGCUGUUCAUAACCUGAAGAAGUUACUGACUGCAUUCAGUUUAACCUUGACGAGCUGGGUGUGCACACUGGUGGCAGUCCUAAUGGUGGCAAUGUUUGUCUCCAUCAUUGGGAGGGCUCUUUCUUGGUACACCCAUUUCUAUGUUUCUGUGUCUCUUUAUGGCACUGCAGCUGCAGCUAAACUCAUUCUUGUGCACAUGCUAGCCAAGAAAUUCUUCUACAAGAAUGUGAAUGAGCAGUACCUGGGAGAUGUUUUUUUUGAUGCCUCAUUGAUGAUUUGGUCAAUAGCAUUGGCUGUGAUGACUCAGAAGGGCCUUUGUUCAGCAUUCAUUUGUACGUUAUGGGUAGCAUUUCCUUUACUCACUAAGCUGAUGAUCCACAAGGAAUUCAGCCAAAAAGGUGCCACAAUAAAGUUUAUUGUGAUGUACAUGCUGGGGAUGUUUGUUCCCUAUCUGUAUAUGCUGUAUCUUAGUUGGACUGUGUUUGAAAUGUUUACACCUGUCAUGGGACGAAGUGGUUCAGAAAUUCCACCAGAUAUGGUGUUGGCAGGAUUUAUUGUGAUCUUCACUAUGAUCCUGUCUUCCUAUUUUAUUAACUUCAUUUACCUUGUCAAAAGUACCAAAACGACACUAGUAACUUUAACUACUGUGUUUGUAGUCACUCUGAUUCUCGUUUGUAGUGGAAUCUUCUUUCCUUACAGUUCUGAUGCUGCUAACCCAAAGCCUAAGCGAGUCUUUCUCCAGCACACAAGCAGAAGAUUUCAUGAUCUAGAUGGAAAUGUGAUUAAAAGUGACUCUGGUAUAUGGAUUAAUGGGUUUGAUUAUAAUGGAAUAUCUCACAUAACUCCCCAUGUACCUGAAAUCAAUGACACCAUCAGAACUCCAUGUGAGGAGCAAGCUCCCUUCUGUGGCCUUCCUUGGAUUCUGCCAGUGCAUUUCAUGUUCCGGAAAAACUGGUAUCUUCCUGCUCCAGAAAUUUUGCCAAGAAGUCCCAUUCAGUUUAAACUUCUGUCCAAGAAGCCGAUGCCCUGGAAUUCUGUGAGGUUAAGCUUUGAAGUGUCUGGCCCAAGCCACAUGUCCCUGUACGUGCGGCCACGCGCGGGGUCGGCGCUGUCCCGCUGGUCCCUCGGAGAUGGAAUGCCGGUCCCCAGCAUUGGGGGAGACUACUUUGUAUUCUACUCCCACGGGCUGCAUGCGGCUCCCUGGCACUUCUGGGUGGAACUGACGGUCCCAGAAACGCAUUCUGAUGGAAUAGUUUCCCUUGCCAUAGCAGCACAUUACUUUUUUGGGGAAGAUCAAAAGUCACCUCAACUCUAUGCCUUAUUGGAGAGGUUUCCAAACUGGACAUUUUCUUCUGGCUGGUCCUGUACUUAUGACCUUUUUGUCUUUUAA
Messenger RNA from Pseudopodoces humilis (Tibetan ground-tit), 2658 nucleotides. It is a transcript of the gene ERMP1, whose product is annotated as endoplasmic reticulum metallopeptidase 1. Gene Ontology annotation, biological process: proteolysis. Gene Ontology annotation, molecular function: metalloexopeptidase activity. The record is from RefSeq and is a predicted model, not a curated record. NCBI's taxonomy places the organism in Eukaryota, Metazoa, Chordata, Aves, Passeriformes, Paridae.